AUGGACUUGCCCCAGGACGACCUUAGUCCACCACCCACACCGGGUCCGAGCUCUUUUGCGCCGCCUUUGAUGCGUGCAACCAAGCCAGCUCGCGCACCAGUCAGGUCGCUUUCGCUCCGCAUCCCCGAAGAUGGCCAAGCAUUUGGCGGUCUCACACAUCCCUCGCUGCCGCCCUCGGAUCUUGCUCCCUCGCCCGCAUUGCAUCCUUCUGCUGUUGCUCCUCCUCCCAUCACCUUACAGCUUGCCUCAAAUCAAGCUGGGCCGAGCACUCUGGCACCGCCACCGCAAUCCAGGCUGGCGCGCAAGCGUCCAUCUCGGCUCAACCUGGCACCACCUUCCAUGAGCGACGAGUCGGCCCAGUCAUCGCGAUCCAUGCCCGCCUCACCCGUCGCGCUCUUGCGAUCCAAUUCCAAUGCAGAACAUCUGGACAGCACUGCGGCGCCUGCUGCUUCAACCUUAUCAGAAGCUGUCAAGCACCUCUCCAGCACGCUUCGGGGCACACCGCGCAGACGGCCGAGCAUGCCCUUUAAAGCCGCGCCGACGCAAGAAUCGGCGUAUCCCGAGCCUCCCAGUGCUGCCAGCUCGCGCAACCGCCCACCCGAAGCUUAUCGCGAUCCCUCAGAGCACAUUCUCAGCGGCAAAGGAAGCACGCUUCAACACGCACGCAGCGUCUAUUCACAUGGCCCUGUCCAAGUGCUGCCCGGCCUGUUUUUGGGCGACGAACACAAUGCGCGCGACACUCAGACGCUCUCUGCUCUCGGGAUUACUACCAUUUUAAACGUCGCCAAGGAGACGAUUCUCGACUUUGGAUCCGAGUCUGCUGUGACGUCGGUCUACCCCGACGUGCCGCAGGCCACUUGGUCGCAUUCUACCAAUGUCCUCGGUCAUUCCGAUGCACAGCAACCGUCCAUCAACCACGGCCGAGGCCAGCAGGGUGCUCGCCAUACAUCCAGCGCCAGUGAGCGAGAACCGCUUACGCCAAACACCUACUACACUCCGCCCACAAGCGCCUCGCUCUCUUUCUCCAAAGGCCAUGGGCAAGCAACCUCGCCACGCGAGGCGAUCAGUGCCUCUGUUCUUCGCAAUACAUCUUCAACGCCCAACUUGCUGACUCAAUUCCUCGAUGCCGAGUCGUCGACCCGCCCAUCCGAAUCGAUAGCACUGCAUGGCUCAUCAGCAGCAGCAGCAGCAGCAACCCCGACUCCCACUGGCGACAUUCGCACGCUGACGGCACAAGAUGUGUUGCGCUAUCGUUCGCUUCGCCGCACCAGCAACUCGUCAUCCGACGACGCAUUCGACACCACCUCGUCGCCCUCGUCUUCGCGCGCCGCAAGCACUUGCACUUCGACUGCCACCGAACUCACCCCACCCGUACUCAACCACUCCAAGACCAAGGAGGCUGGUGCCGACACGCACGACAACGCCUCGUCCAGCGCAGGCACGACGAGCCAGCAGCCUUCGCCGAGCUAUACUUUCGACGACGAUUCGCACACUUCUCCUUGCGCCUGGUUCACAAAGGUGCAGCUUCCGUCCAAUGCCACGGUGACCCGAGUGCCCGCCAGCGUCGAACAUGGCCGAACGCACGAGAUGCGCUACAUCAAGCUGCCAUGGACGCACGACGAGACCGACCUGGCUUCCGCUCGCGGCGGCUUUGCUCAGGGCUGUGCACUCAUCGCAGAAGCGCUCGGCAUCGACGACCGUUUCUGGUACGCGGCCAAGAUUGCCGAAGACGGUGAUGCGUGUGCCGCGUUGGAGGAUGAUUCGAGCUUGGAACAUGUCCAGACCAACCCGUUCCCUGGCAAGAUCCUUGUGCACUGCCAGUGCGGCGUCAGUCGAAGUGCGACGCUGGUCAUCGCCUUUGUCAUGCAAGCAGCCGCCAUGCGAUAUGGAUUCGAGAACGCACGCGACCUGUUGGGCAUGCACGACUGCUACAACAUGGUCAAGGACAAGUCGUCGAGCAUUUCGCCCAACAUUUCGCUCAUCUACCAGCUGGUCGAGUGGGAGCGCUACCUUUCCAGCGCCGCCGGUCGACUUCGAGACGUGCUGGGUAUGGGAUGCAUGGGCAGCGACAGCGAUACAGCCGGUCACCUCGACGCAAACGGCGCCCCGAGCGUCACUGGUGCCGGCUGGUCGACCGAACCUAUGGACGAAGCAAUGUGGAGCAAGAUGCGUUUGGAAGAGGAAGAAAAAGAAGCGGCCGAAGAAGCCAGACGACGCGAAGAGCGUUUAAACGAAGCCGUCCGGUUGGCAGCAGAGAGGAGAGCCGCACAAGAUCGACUGGAAGGACGUCUGCCAGAUGCUGGUGGCGGGGGCGAUGGUGUUUCGGGUUCGCUCAUGCAACGGAGGCGCAAGAAAGCAGCGCCUGCUCUGCAACUUCAAACUGCCGCGCCAGGUCUCGGCACUUCCAGCAGCUGCAAUCCAGCAGCUGCAGCAGCGCCAAGCCCUGGACUCAAUCGUCGACGUCCACCCGCACUGCAACUCAACAAUGCUGCUAAACGCACGGACGUUGGCGACUCAACCAAGGUCGAUGUCGAAACGCCGUUUCAAACGGCGAGGACGGAAGCGUGGAGUGAAUCAGCACGCCACGAUGCGGAUGGUGACGUGAUGAUGCACGACUUGGAGCCACCUCAGACGCCAUUGCGCUCGUCGGCAGCCGAAUCUGAUGUGGUCAGCACGCCCACGGCUCGGACUACAGCCGCUGCCUAUGCACCAGAUUCUUGCGGCUCGGCGCUUCGCACGCCAAAUGCGUACUCGCUCUCUGGCAGAGCCGUGGCAGCGCCGGAAGCAUUAGGUACACAAAGCUUGGAGGCAGCAACAAGUCAAGGCGGUGGCAGCAGCAGCAGUGGCACAAGAGGGGCGGUUCCGACGACAUUGGUUUCGCCAUCGUCACCAGGCUUGUCACCGGCCAUGUCGUCGUCGUUGUCUCUGGGCUCGCGACCGAAUCGAUUCAGCCUUGGCGAUCCACCGCUGAGCGGCAGCCUAUCUGCGAGACUCGAUUCGCCGUCAAGCUCGCGAUCUCGAGCCAGGCCGGAUUCGAUGCAGAGCACCAUGUCUUCUUCGUCGUCGUCUACGGCACUGUUUGGUGUGACGGCGCUUUCGCGUGAAGAGCGCAAGAAGCAGCAUCGCAGAACGUUUUCGUCCGAUUGGCCUACAUUACAAGCGAACCUGGCUUCUCAAAGGAGGCGGAGCAAGAUUGAUGCUCUGCCGGAGCCGCCAGGGUUAGAAGCGGAAAUGACACCGCCGCAGUAA
Sporisorium graminicola is the source of this 3249-nucleotide messenger RNA. RefSeq lists its product as uncharacterized. The coding region runs from base 1 to 3249 and encodes 1082 amino acids. Gene Ontology annotation, cellular component: cytoplasm. Lineage: Eukaryota; Fungi; Basidiomycota; Ustilaginomycetes; Ustilaginales; Ustilaginaceae. Gene Ontology annotation, biological process: negative regulation of MAPK cascade; protein dephosphorylation. Gene Ontology annotation, molecular function: MAP kinase tyrosine/serine/threonine phosphatase activity; protein tyrosine/threonine phosphatase activity. The transcript has a single exon. The record is from RefSeq and is a predicted model, not a curated record.